Messenger RNA from Kogia breviceps (pygmy sperm whale), 757 nucleotides. RefSeq names its product zinc ribbon domain containing 2 (gene ZNRD2). NCBI's taxonomy places the organism in Eukaryota, Metazoa, Chordata, Mammalia, Artiodactyla, Physeteridae. The record is from RefSeq and is a predicted model, not a curated record.
UCGGAGCACGCAGAGCGUCAUUUCCGCCCUCAUCCUCGGCCCCACACGGAGGGGACGGAGUCAAGCGGAAGGCGCGCUGCUUGUGCGUCACUUCCGGUGAGUCUAGCGGCGACAACGGCAACAUGGCCCUGAACGGCUCUGAAGUCGACGACUUUUCCUGGGAGCCCCCGACCGAAGCGGAGACGAAGGUGCUGCAAGCGCGGCGGGAGCGGCAGGAUCGCAUCUCCCGGCUCAUGGGCGACUACCUGCUGCGUGGUUACCGCAUGCUGGGCGAGACGUGCGCGGACUGCGGGACGAUCCUCCUCCAAGACAAACAGCGGAAAAUCUACUGCGUGGCUUGCCAGGAGCUCGACUCAGACGUGGAUAAAGAUAAUCCGGCUCUGAAUGCCCAGGCUGCCCUCUCCCAAGCUCGGGAGCACCAGCUCGCCUCUGCUUCAGAGCCCCCCUUGGGCUCUCGGCCUGCCCCUCAGCCCCCAGUACCCCGUCCAGAGCACUGUGAGGGAGCUGCAGCAGGGCUCAAGGCAGUCCAGGGGCCACCCCCUCCUGCUGUGCCUCCAAAUGCAGAUGUCGUGGCCUGCACACAAGAGGCUCUCCUGCAGAAACUGACCUGGGCCUCAGCUGAGCUGGGCUCUAGCACCUCCCUGGAGACUAGCAUCCAGCUGUGUAGCCUUAUCCGGGCUUGUGCUGAAGCUCUGCACAGCCUGCAGCAGCUGCAACACUAAAGAACCCCUCCUGAGAAAAUCCCUGUAGAAAAACA